Molecule: messenger RNA, 865 nt
Organism: Salvia splendens (bonfire salvia)
Lineage: Eukaryota; Viridiplantae; Streptophyta; Magnoliopsida; Lamiales; Lamiaceae
Product: single-stranded DNA-binding protein, mitochondrial
Exons: 2
Coding region: 22-717 (231 amino acids)
Biological process (GO): mitochondrial DNA replication; positive regulation of helicase activity
Cellular component (GO): mitochondrial nucleoid
Molecular function (GO): single-stranded DNA binding
Source: RefSeq, a predicted model, not a curated record
GUCCGCAUAAAUAUAGUCUCUAUGUUUUCUGCAGCAUCUCUUCCAUUUUUAUCUCACAAGUCGAGUGCAGACUGCAGAAGCUUCGUUAGCACUUCCAUGGCGUCUUCUCUCUCUAGAAAACUAUCCGCUGCCAUUCUCUCAAAGCACAGACCACUCUCAAGCACAUCCAUCUCUUUCUGCACCAAAAGUCUCUCCUUCCCAGAAUCCGCUUCUGACUCCGACUCACCCCCCGAUUCUCCCCCUCCAAACCAGCAGCGUGCCAAUACCGAUCGACCCCUCGAAAACGGCUUGGACCUCGGCAUUUACAAGGCGAUAUUGGUAGGGCAGGUUGGGCAGGCGCCGAUUCAAAAGCGGCUGAAAAGCGGCAAAAUGGUAACCCUAAUUUCGCUCGGCACGGGUGGCAUUCGCAACAAUCGGAGGCCAUUGGAAAACGAGGAGCCGCGUGAUUACGCCAAUCGCUGCGCGGUGCAGUGGCACAGGGUCUCCGUUUACCCAGAGAAAUUAGGCGAACUCGCCGCGAAGAAUCUCGCCCCCGGUUCUACAUUGUACGUGGAAGGGAAUCUCGAGACUAAAAUAUUCAAUGAUCCGAUAUCUGGACUCGUCCGUCGAAUCAGAGAGAUUGCUGUACGUCGGAAUGGGAGGAUUCUGGUUCUAGGAAACGGAGCUGAAGCAGCGCAGUUUUCAAGGAAUGAUAUGGCCGGGGUUGGAUAUUACUGAGAAGCACUAGUGAUCUUCUCACCGCUACCCUGGCCAAUUCCCAAUGAUUCUUUCCAAAAAAGUAUGCUUCAGUUAAUGUUGAAUUGCAAGGACAAUAAACAGUAGCAGGAUGGUUUACAACUAAUAUUAGCAGAUGGUAUACCUGGCU